AUGUCGUUCAAGGAGGUGGCUGUGUUCUUCACACCUGAGGAGUGGGCUCUGUUGGAUCCAGCCCAAAGAACUCUGUACUGGGAAGUCAUGCAGGAGAAUUACGAGUCUGCUGCUUCUGUGGGACUUCGGGUUCCUGGGCCAUUCCUCGACUUUAAACAGCAUCCAGGGGAGAUGUUCUUCCUCCAGAGCUCUGAGGAAUUGGGACGGUGUGCAGCUGUCCUCAUGUCAGAAGGAUCUUCUGUUCCCAAAGAUGACUACCACACUUGCAUAGUGAAAGAGGAGCUUGUCCAGGACUCCAAGGAAGCCGAAAUGCCAUCAGAAGGAUCUUCUGUUCCCAAAGAUGACUUCCGCUCUUGGGUAGUGAAAGAGGAAGAGGAGUUUGUCUGGGAUUCAGAGGAAGCCAAACUACCAGCAGGACUUUGGGUUCCUGGUCAAGUCCUGGAUUCUGAGCUGCAUCCAAGGAAGAUGUUCUUCCUCCAGAGCUCUGAGGAAUCGGGAAGGGGCGCAAGCGCCCUCUUGUCAGAAAAAGUUCCUAUUCCCAGAGAGGACCGCAUCUCUUGCCUAGUGAAAGAGGAAGGGAAGUUUGUCCAGGAGAAAGCAGAGCUGCCAGCAGAUGAUGAGGCCUUGAAGGAAGAGGAAGGCUUUGCCUCAAAAGAAGCGCAGGAGAGUUUACCCGGAGGAUCUCAAGAGAACAUUUCCUUCCCAGAUGAGCGAGCAGGCGAUGAGUUGGAGGCAGAGAAUGAGAGGGAACCAGGAGGGGUGUCUGCAGAAAAAGAGGAGGAUCUGGAGGCAGAAGAGGAACCUGGGAAUCAACAGGGAGCCAAAAAGAAGUGGAGAUGGAAAAAGGAAGCAGAAAGGAAGCAGAGAAAAGCCAGUGAUAAGAAAAGUCAGAAAAUCCAAACAGGUGAGAAACCUCAUAAAUGCAUGGAGUGUGGAAAGAGCUUUAGUCGGCAUGGAGGCCUUGUAAUACAUCAAAGGAUUCACAGUGGUGAGAAGCCAUAUAAAUGCUUGGAGUGUGGGAAGAGCUUCAGUCAGAGUGGACACCUUCGAUUACAUUGCCUGCUACACAGUGGUGAGAAGCCAUAUAAAUGCUUGGAGUGUGGGAAGAACUUCAGUCAGAGCGGACACCUUAGAUUACAUCGCCUGCUUCACAGUGGUGAGAAGCCAUAUAAAUGCUUGGAGUGUGGGAAGAGCUACAGUCAGAGCGGGAGCCUUACAAUACAUCGCCUGCUACACAGUGGUGAGAAGCCAUAUAAAUGUUUGGAGUGUGGGAAGAGCUUCAGUCAGAGUGGAAACCUUAGAUUACAUCGGCUGCUACACAGUGGCGAGAAACCAUAUAAAUGCUUGGAGUGUGGCAAAAGCUUCAGACGGAGCGAACACCUUAGAUUACAUCACCUGCUGCACAGUGGUGAGAAGCCUUAUAAAUGCUUGGAGUGUGGGAAGAGCUUCGGUCAGAGUGGAAACCUUAGAUUACAUUGUCUGCUACACAGUGGGGAGAAGCCAUAUAAAUGCUUGGAAUGUGGAAAGAGCUUCAGUAGUGGAUCUGGCUUAAGUUUUCAUCGACCACUUCAUACAGGGGAGACUCCAUAUAAAUGCUCUGAUUGUAGCAAGAGUUUUGCUCACCAAUCAAGCCUUAAUAUACAUAAAAGGAGACAUAGAGGGGAGAAACCAUAUAAAUGCUUGGAGUGUGGAAAGAAAUUUAGUAGGAAGCAAAGCCUCAUUGGACAUCAAAGUGUUCAUACAGGGGUGAAGCCAAAUAAAUGCCUGGAGUGUGGGAAGAGCUUCAGUAUGAAAGCGAAACUUAGUCGACAUCAGAAGAGUCACACAGGGGAAAAACCAUAUCAGUGCUUACAGUGUGGGAAGAACUUCAUUUGGAAGGACAGCCUCACUUUACAUCAGAGGAGUCACACAGUGGAGAAGCAUUAUAAAUGCUCAGAGUGUGGGAAGAGUUUCAGAUACAGCUCAAACCUUAGUCGUCACCAAAAAAUUCACACAGGGGUGAAGGCACAUAAAUGCUCAGAGUGUGGGAAGAGCUUUAGGCACAGCACCAGCCUUACGAGUCACCUAAGGAUUCACACAGGGGAGAAGCCAUAUAAAUGCUCAGAGUGUGGGAGGAGCUUUAGUCAAAGUGGAAGCCUGAAGUUACAUUUCCUGCUUCACACAAGUGAGAAACCACAUCAGUGUUUGGAAUGUGGGAAGAGCUUCAGACGGAGAGACUACCUUACUUCACAUCAACGCAUUCACGCCACAAGGCCUCCAAUGUCUUUCGAGGAGGUGGCUGUGUUCUUCACGCCGGAGGAGUGGGCUCUGCUGGAUCCGGCCCAAAGAGCCCUCUACUGGGAAGUCAUGUAUGAAAAUUACGAGUCUGCCAUUUCUGUGGGUAAGGGCCUUUUCCCUUUUAUCAUGAGCGUGGACGGACUUCGGGUUCCUGGGCCAUUCCUCAACUCCGAGCAGCAUCCAAGCGAGAUGGUCUUCCUCCAGAGCUCUGAGAAAUCGGGACGGUGUGCUGGUGUCCUCUUGUCUGCUGCAGAAGGAUCUUCUGUUCCCAAAGAUUACUUCCACUCUUGCAUAGUGAAAGAGGAGUUUGUCCAGGACUCUGAGGAAGCCGAAAUACCAGCAGCACUGCAGUGA
Euleptes europaea (tarantolino) is the source of this 2631-nucleotide messenger RNA. Its product is annotated as zinc finger protein 665-like. The transcript has 13 exons. The record is from RefSeq and is a predicted model, not a curated record. Lineage: Eukaryota; Metazoa; Chordata; Lepidosauria; Squamata; Sphaerodactylidae. Gene Ontology annotation, biological process: regulation of DNA-templated transcription. The coding region runs from base 1 to 2631 and encodes 876 amino acids.